Eurytemora carolleeae is the source of this 1468-nucleotide messenger RNA. RefSeq lists its product as uncharacterized. NCBI's taxonomy places the organism in Eukaryota, Metazoa, Arthropoda, Copepoda, Calanoida, Temoridae. The record is from RefSeq and is a predicted model, not a curated record. The transcript is spliced from 17 exons. The coding region runs from base 1 to 1044 and encodes 347 amino acids.
AUGUUAAAAGUCGGAGAAAGAAAAAAGAAAAAGAUUGUUACUGGAACAGUUGGAGUUGGAGUACUAGUUAUACUCACCUACAUAACACUUAACAUACUGGUUGAGUCAAAACCACCACCACCUAGCGAAUCUGAGCCUUUUGAUUAUGUGCUGUCACCUGUAGAUUCUUUAGAACUUAAGAAUAUGAAAGUUCAACAAUCUCAAAAUAUAGAAAUCAAAGGAGAAAUGUUGCCAAGGAUUAGACCCUUUGAAUGUGUCAGGCGCUCGCUCAGAGAUAAUCAGACAACUUUUAUAAUGUGCAUUAAACCUUUAGAAACAGAUUUUACAAUUUCAGGAGACAUUUAUUAUGAAGGUUAUUAUGAGAAAGAUGAGCUGAGAAUGACUCUAAAUCUUCUAGCUAAAUAUCCAGAUGCUACUUUUCUAGAUAUUGGAUCAAAUAUUGGAAUGUUCAGUGUUACAGUAGCUGCAGCAAACUACAGUGUGAUUGCAGUGGAUCCAUUUAAAACUAAUUUAGCCUACACAAGACUAAGUACAAUGCUGCAAGGUACUGAAAACAACGUGAGGUACAUACCCCACACAAUCAGUGAUUCAAAACAUACGCUCUACCCUUGGACUCCAAUCAAAACCAAUGAAGGUGGAACUCCGUUUCUAACAGAAGAAGUAGCCAAAACCAAACCAAAAGAUGAGAUAGGAGAAGGGGUUGAUUCAAUAACCUUCCUUGAACUCCUUGAUGUUGUAUUUACUGACACAGUAAUAAUUAAAAUGGACAUUGAAGGAUCAGAGUGUAAUGCCUUGGUCCCAUUUCUAGAGAAUAAUCCGAAGACGAAGAUUAUUCCUUAUAUAUUAAUGGAAUGGGUUGUGAGUUCCUGGAAUGUUACAGGUCUUUGUAAAGACAUUCAGCGUUUAAUUCAGGGAUUUACAGCCAACGGAUACUUUCCAGUCAACGCUACUUCUGGAAAAGAAUUGGAGUUGAACACAGAGAAGCAAUGGUAUAACGUUCUUUGGGUUCAUCAAAACGCUGAAAGAUUUUCUUUAAAUCUUUAAAACUACUGCUACUGCUUCUUUGAUGUUGAUAUUUUACUGGAGAUCAGGAGUGCGCGUAACAAGGAUAUGUUUAUCUAUAUAAUAAAGCUUUUUGCUAAAGUUUAUAUAUUUGUAUAUAUGUCAGCUAUAUCUUGACCAAAUUGGGCUGAAAUUUUUGAAGGGAAUCGAUUUUUUUUCAAAAUUGGAAAUUUUUUCCCACGGGCUACGCUGGUCAGCUUGUUAACUAAAAUACUAAAAUGGGAGUAAAUCAAAUUUAAUUUCAAAACAAAGAUAAAGAUGGACAAAAUAAAUACAACAUAUUAAAAUUGACUUUACUUAUGGCAACCACAGUCCAUUAAGACUCAAACAAAUUACUAAAUAAAAUUGUGAUAAAUCGACAAGAAUAUAUAUAUUAAUUAUCUUUAAAUUAACCUCAAUAAAUCAA